UGUGGUGGGUACAGGCUGGUCUGCAAGUAGUGCUACACUAUCUAAGUAGUUGCAGAGCACUGCGCUGGCAUUCAACAUGCUCUUGCAUAAGAGAAAACAUGUCUUUGGAGAACAUUUUUCUUCAUGUUUUGGAAUGAAAACUUAUUGGUCUGACAAGCAGGAAAAAAAGGAGUAUAGAAAUGACUGACACAUCCCUAUGAGAAGAGAUGAGAAGGACAGCUACUGAAGAAGCACAGCCUGGAAGGACAACUGCUUUCUAAAAUCUUAAUUUUGUUAAAAUCAAUAUUUAAGGAGUUCAAAACAAUUGUACAUCAACAGGACAGACAGGCAGCUUACUUCUGUGAAGCUCAUUAAUGAUGGCAACAACUGUGGACCCUUCAGCUGAUUCGAACCCCACCCAAACAGUGAAAUAUGAUCCAAAGUCUGAAACUGUGACUUUACCAAAUGGAUUGGUUUCUGUGGCAGGUGUCACAGUGGUGACGGGGGGAGCAGAGCUGUCCUGUGGCUCCUGUAUGUUGGCCUUUGGGGUUUGGGGCACUCUGGUUGGUUUGAGUGUUGUGUUGGUGGGUUUGUGGGAUCAUCUGGAGUACAAGAACAGUGGUCUGUCACACCUUCUGGCCCUUGGAUUGGUACUGCUACUCAGCAGUUUGGGUCUGAUGGCUGUGACCUUCACCAUCCGUUUCUUAAUGAAAAAGAGAAGAAUGAAGGCCAGGAGAGAGAGGGCAGAAGCAAAUCUAGUGUUAGUUAAUGAGUAUGCAGACGUUAUUUUAAAAAGAGUCACAGUGUAAUAGAGCAGUGACGUGAACUCCCUCUCUACUUUUUGCCUGAUCGUGGAGGAAUAUCACAGAAAAUUCAUUGGAUUCAACGUGUUUGCUAUUUCCUUUGUGUUUUCAGAACACAGAAGAGGCAUAUUUGCUUCUGCAUUCAUGUCUUUAUUAAACUUAUACUGAUUAUCUAACUUUCAAUGAAUAUUAUUCCAGAGGUUUUUAGCUUUUAAACUGAUGCAGUGGCUCUAAAUUGCAUUUCUUUUUGAAUAUGUGUACUGUAUCACUGUGUAAUUUUUUCUAAUCUGAGUGCAUCUCUAUUUUUGUAGCUAUGUAUUUUACUAUAUACAAUAUAUACAAUAUACACAUAAAUGCUAUUUUCUCCAUUGCCAUAUACUAUCAUUUAGGGGAGAAAAACAUGAACACCUGACAACAGAACCAAUGACAAUUGCAUCUGCAUAAUUGAGGAAAUAUAAGUAUAGGCUGUAAAAAAUGGUUGAAGCUUGUGUGCUUAAGAAAACCCACUGCAGCUUGAUAUGUGCUCAUUUCUUUGUUACUGAAUGUGUUAUCUGAAAACCAAAAAACAAAACAAAAAUAUAUGGAAAUAUACUAAUAAAUACAAUUUGAUA
Molecule: messenger RNA, 1393 nt
Organism: Labeo rohita (rohu)
Lineage: Eukaryota; Metazoa; Chordata; Actinopteri; Cypriniformes; Cyprinidae
Product: transmembrane protein 100-like
Exons: 2
Coding region: 354-788 (144 amino acids)
Source: RefSeq, a predicted model, not a curated record